CUUCUUGCUUUUGAAAAUGUACCAAGACAAACCAGAAACAGUGCCACCUACAAGUGAGUUUUGCCAUAGAAUUAAUUACAAUGGCAGGCGUGUCUUUCAAGGUAUUGUAAGUGUUGAACUCAGUUUAAUUUGAUACAACUGUAUGACGUCUUGAUAUAAAAGGGGGUGCGUCUCUCUCUCUCUCUCUCUCUUUCUCUCUCUCUCUCUCUCUCUGUAUGUGUGUGUCUGUAGGACAAUUGUUUAAAGGCCGACAGGUAGGGUGUAGGACUGUCUGUGGGACAAUUGUUUAAAGGCCGGCAGGUAGAGUGUAGGACUGUCUGUGGGACCAUUGUUUAAAGGCCGGCAGGCAGGGUGUAGGACUGUCUGUGGGACAAUUGUUUAAAGGCCGACAGGUAGGGUGUAGGACUGUCUGUGGGACCAUUGUUUAAAGGCCGGCAGGCAGGGUGUAGGACUGUCCGUAGGCCUAUUGCUUAACGGCCGGCAUAUAUUAUAGAAAAUCAGAAGUUAACUCUUUUUUGGCCUUGGACUUUGUAAUACUUGGCCUUGGACUUUGUAAUACUUGGCCUUGGACUUUGUAAUACUUGGCCUUGGAUCCACCCUGUUAUGUCUAUUUAAAAAGCGCAAGCCAGGCACGACCAACUAGAACUACUCUAGUGAGUCAUGACCCGGGGAAGCCCUAGUGUAAAAUAUUCUUUCCAGGUAUAAAUUUAGAUAAUGAUCAUAAUCUAUUGUAAACCAUUACUCGCGAGUCUUAAUCAUUAUUUUCUUUAAAAAAAUACCUCCCCUUAUCCGAAAAAACAAGAGCACUCUAAAAAUAUAGUUUUAAUCUAAAAUAUUAAUUUUUAAAAUAGGAUAUUUGGAUAAUAACGGUUAUUCCAUGUAUUGUAGGCCUGGGUCUAAAUAAACCAAUCGUUUGUUUAUAAAAGUACGUGUGUUUCUUUUUUCUUGUGUUUUUUUUUUUUUUUCAAUUCAAAUUGAGGUUAAAUUCUUUCUUUAUUGAUUUAUUGAUUAAUAAAUACCACAAAAUUAUAGACGGCUUUCCUAUACGAUAGGGCCUAGAUUCACACCAACUGAAUUUUUUAAAGUUAAGCCAGUGUAAAUAAAUAUAAUCCGAGCGUGAAAUCUCUGAGGAUUUGUUUGUUUCUUUUGUUUUCAACGCGUGCCUUUUAAUUAAACGCUAAUACUAUCAAGCGUUGCUUUUAUUUCUAUAUGUCAUCCCCUUGAAUUUUGAGUCGGAGGUUAUUUAUUCAAUUUUGAUAUAAUCUGACGUCAUCCAACUUCAGCUGCCUUGCCACAACAGUGAUUGAUAUGAAGGUUAAAUGUAAGGAGUGAGCAUUGAUGUGAUGCACUUGUGGAUCCAUUGUGGGUGUCCGUUAUAUUGUUCUAUGUUGAAAUAAAAUUCACCUUCCACACACCCACGGUUUUUCUCUUUACAAUUAUUACUAAAUCCGCUCAUGGGGGUUAUUCUGAAAUGUCAGAGUUUGUGGAUUAAAUGCAAGAAAAUAUCACUUUCCAACAAUGGGCUUUUAAGUAUUAGUUGCGAAAUAAAAUCUUUAAAAAUCUACUUUUAAACUGAGAUUCUAUCUUUCAACGACGUUUGACUGUUCAGCCACACGGUAUUUUGCAGAGAAACGUCGUCAGGACCAUUGUGUACGAUGCUAACGUUGAAAUAAGCCUAGGACUUGUUGAUUCGUGGCGUGGAAUUUUCCACUCAAAAUAGCUGAGCUUAUUCCUGUUUAUAUUUACUAAAACCAAUCAAUGCGACUAAGACUGCAGUACCGCUCAAUUCUUCUCAUUUCAAAAUAGGUCAUAUAAGGUAUGCCUGAGUGGACCGGCAUGACAAUAAGACGGGCACAAAACUGAGAGACAUUUGUAGAUGGUGGACCGCCAUGUGAGCAGUGUUCCUUUCCGACCAUGUCCUCAGGGUUGGGAGGAGGGGGUGGAUUUCAGAUGUUCGGGUGGACAAUGCCAGUGGCGUAGCAGGAAUGGGGGUGGACGGGGGGUGGGGUUGUCCGUCCAGGUGUCUCGUUUUCCUUUUAAUGGAGGGCGCGGAACUUUGGAAGUUUGGCGCACAAACUCUUGCCUCGCCCAGAGUGGCACUACACUAAAUACAGAACUAGGCAGUGUAUCCAUCAGCACCGAAUAGGAUACCAGGGCCGACUGUACUGUCAUUUGUAUCGGUCAGUAUGGCAGAAACCGAGGGCAUCAUUGGCUCCUGAGCAAAAUGUGCAUUUUUGCCUAUACCUGAAUUUUGUCUUCCUGUUAGACAAUUUCAGCGGGUGAAAGGGUUUUUCAAGCAUCCGGUACGGAGGGUGGGCGGGCAUCUAUCAGCAUGCAAAUUAGGCAUUAUGAUGCCUAGUCCAUUAGGCAUUAUGAUGCCUAGCCCAUUAGGCAUUAUGAUGGCUAGUCCAGUAGGCAUUGUGAUGCCUAGUCCAUUAGGCAUUAUGAUGCCUAGCCCAUUAGGCAUUAUGAUGGCUAGUCCAUUAGGCAUUAUGAUGCCUUGUCCAUUAGGCAUUAUGAUGCCUAGUCCAUUAGGCAUUAUGAUGCCUAGUCCAUUAGGCAUUAUGAUGCCUAGUCCAUUUGGCAUUAUGAUGCCUAGCCCAUUAGGCAUUAUGAUGGCUAGUCCAUUAAGCAUUAUGAUGCCUAGUCCAUUAGGCAUUAUGAUGCCUAGUCCAUUAGGAAUUAUGAUGCCUAGUCCAUUAGGCAUUAUGAUGCCUAGCCCAUUAGGCAUUAUGAUGGCUAGUCCAUUAACGUAAUACUACGGAUCAGGUAAUCCAAUUAUGAUGCCUAGUCCAUUAGGCAUUAUGAUGCCUAGCCCAUUAGGCAUUAUGAUGGCUAGUCCAUUAAGCAUUAUGAUGCCUAGUCCAUUAGGCAUUGUGAUGCCUAGUCCAUUAGGCAUUAUGAUGGCUAGUCCAUUAGGCAUUAUGAUGGCUAGUCCAUUAGGCAUUAUGAUGGCUAGUCCAUUAGGCAUUAUGAUGCCUAGCCCAUUAGGCAUUAUGAUGCCUAGCCCAUUAGGCAUUAUGAUGGCUAGUCCAUUAAGCAUUAUGAUGGCUAGUCCAUUAGGCAUUAUGAUGCCUAGCCCAUUAGGCAUUAUGAUGGCUAGUCCAUUAGGCAUUAUGAUGCCUAGUCCAUUAGGCAUUAUGAUGCCUAGUCCAUUUGGCAUUAUGAUGGCUAGUCCAUUAGGCAUUAUGAUGCCUAGUCCAUUAGGCAUUAUGAUGCCUAGUCCAUUAGGCAUUAUGAUGCCUAGUCCAUUAGGCAUUAUGAUGCCUAGUCCAUUAGGCAUUAUGAUGCCUAGUCCAUUAGGCAUUAUGAUGGCUAGUCCAUUAGGCAUUAUGAUGCCUAGUCCAUUAGGCAUUAUGAUGCCUAGUCCAUUAGGCAUUAUGAUGCCUAGUCCAUUAGGCAUUAUGAUGCCUAGUCCAUUAGGCAUUAUGAUGCCUAGUCCAUUAGGCAUUAUGAUGCCUAGUCCAUUAGGCAUUAUGAUGCCUAGUCCAUUAGGCAUUAUGAUGCCUAGUCCAUUAGGCAUUAUGAUGCCUAGUCCAUUAGGCAUUAUGAUGCCUAGUCCAUUAGGCAUUAUGAUGCCUAGUCCAUUAGGCAUUAUGAUGCCUAGUCCAUUAGGCAUUAUGAUGCCUAGUCCAUUAGGCAUUAUGAUGCCUAGUCCAUUAGGCAUUAUGAUGCCUAGUCCAUUAGGCAUUAUGAUGCCUAGUCCAUUAGGCAUUAUGAUGCCUAGUCCAUUAGGCAUUAUGAUGCCUAGUCCAUUAGGCAUUAUGAUGCCUAGUCCAUUAGGCAUUAUGAUGCCUAGUCCAUUAGGCAUUAUGAUGCCUAGUCCAUUAGGCAUUAUGAUGCCUAGUCCAUUAGGCAUUAUGAUGCCUAGUCCAUUAGGCAUUAUGAUGCCUAGUCCAUUAGGCAUUAUGAUGCCUAGUCCAUUAGGCAUUAUGAUGCCUAGUCCAUUAGGCAUUAUGAUGCCUAGUCCAUUAGGCAUUAUGAUGGCUAAUCCAUUAGGCAUUAUGAUGCCUAGUCCAUUAGGCAUUAUGAUGCCUAGUCCAUUAGGCAUUAUGAUGCCUAGUCCAUUAGGAAUUAUGAUGCCUAGUCCAUUAGGCAUUAUGAUGCCUAGCCCAUUAGGCAUUAUGAUGGCUAGUCCAUUAAGCAUUAUGAUGCCUAGUCCAUUAGGCAUUAUGAUGCCUAGUCCAUUAGGCAUUGUGAUGCCUAGUCCAUUAGGCAUUAUGAUGGCUAGUCCAUUAGGCAUUAUGAUGGCUAGUCCAUUAGGCAUUAUGAUGCCUAGUCCAUUUGGCAUUAUGAUGCCUAGCCCAUUAGGCAUUAUGAUGACUAGUCCAUUAGGCAUUAUGAUGGCUAGUCCAUUAGGCAUUAUGAUGGCUAGUCCAUUAGGCAUUAUGAUGCCUAGUCCAUUAGGCAUUAUGAUGCCUAGUCCAUUAGGCAUUAUGAUGGCUAGUCCAUUAGGCAUUAUGAUGCCUAGUCCAUUAGGCAUUAUGAUGCCUAGUCCAUUAGGCAUUAUGAUGCCUAGUCCAUUAGGCAUUAUGAUGCCUAGUCCAUUAGGCAUUAUGAUGCCUAGUCCAUUAGGCAUUAUGAUGGCUAGUCCAUUAGGCAUUAUGAUGGCUAGUCCAUUAGGCAUUAUGAUGCCUAGUCCAUUAGGCAUUAUGAUGCCUAGUCCAUUAGGCAUUAUGAUGGCUAGUCCAUUAGGCAUUAUGAUGCCUAGUCCAUUAGGCAUUAUGAUGCCUAGUCCAUUAGGCAUUAUGAUGGCUAAUCCAUUAGGCAUUAUGAUGCCUAGUCCAUUAGGCAUUAUGAUGGCUAGUCCAUUAGGCAUUAUGAUGCCUAGUCCAUUAGGCAUUAUGAUGCCUAGUCCAUUAGGCAUUAUGAUGGCUAAUCCAUUAGGCAUUAUGAUGCCUAGUCCAUUAGGCAUUAUGAUGGCUAGUCCAUUAGGCAUUAUGAUGCCUAGUCCAUUAGGAAUUAUGAUGCCUAGUCCAUUAGGCAUUAUGAUGCCUAGUCCCAUCCACAAAUUGAAAUUAUUGCGGUUGUGGUGCGUCCCAGGGCAGUCUUUUGGCACAAGCUUCGACACAACCCAUGUGCAGUACUUAAACAUUUAACGGCGCGAGGGCAGGGAGGAAGCAGAAAUAAAUAACGCCGAAGAUUCCAGGGGAAAUACGUGGGUCUGCCUCAAUAAGCCCCUCCCUAAAAUUAUUUGGAUCAAUUCAAAAUGUAAGAUUGUACUUAAGCACAUAACCUAAAUUAAGUUUUGCAUAAUUCUACACUUAAUCGGAGAGCAGCAGGAGAGAUGCUAUUUAAAAAUCUAGGCAUCACUUGAUUAACCUCAGAGCCGUCAUAUGGGCCCUGCAACCCCCGAGGCCUUUGAUAUGUGAACUCCCGUUCGAUCAAAUUUCCGUUCGAUCAAACUUCCGUCGAUCAAUUCUCCGUCGACGAAAUUUCUUUCAAACAAAUUUUUGGAUACAUUAGGUAACUGAUUCGAGAGAGCUCAACUAAACUUUCCCGGUUGGCGUUUGAAUCCGGUGACUUUAGAGUAAUUAAUUUAGUGAAAUAUCUUAACGCAUAAACUGUGCUAAAAAAUAGAAAUGUUUUUAGUUAAAAAAAUAUUUGAUUAUUUAUUCAAAUUAACAAAAGAGACAAACUGUGUAUUUUGUUCAAGUCUAACAUAAAAAAAUGAUUAUUACCUAAUAAAUAGGCUAAUUUGAGUUGACUAUCAUGGUUAAUUCAUGUGAGGGAGUGAGUUUUAUUUACUCUUUGUGUGUUGAUUUUGUAAUUAUUAUUUUAUUUGUGUGUGUAAAAAGGGAAAGGGGGGGGGGGGCGGUAAAUACAAAUAAAAUGGAUACGUCGAUAGGUGUCUGCAAAUCACUGCAAAGAAAUUCAUAGUUUGGUAUUCUGGUAUUUCACAGCUGCCAAGAACAAUCUUUACUUUGAAUCUUUAGCCUGUUGCUAAUGCAUCGUAUUGAAGUCUAGUCUGUUUUGAUUUUUAAAAACAUCAACAACAUGGCAACAAACUUUAGUUUUCUUUCCAUACCUCUCGAUGCCGAUAAAUCUAAUUUAAAUUUUCUUUUAUUUAUUUGUUAUCAUUAUUAAUGUCAUUAUUGUCAUGUAGUCCUAUGAGACCGUUUCCAUUCAUGCUAACAACGCGCACCGACAUAUGGAUUGUGUUUUUCAUUCAGGCUAAAAAAAAAAGUGCCCUUUCGUUUUUUUAAGAAAGGUAUAAAAACAUCGAAAUGGUUGAAAAGAGCAGAAGCAUAGCUGUCAUAGAAAUAAACAAAUAUCAACUGGAAAAACGAGAAGCGUUGCAAGAUUGUAGGCAUCAAUGGAAAUUUCUACCUUUUCAGGCUUUUGCGAUACGAAAUGCUAAAAGUGACAACCAAUCGCAAUUAAGGAAAAAAAUGAGGUCAGUGUGUACGGUUUCAGUACAUUGUGCUAUUUCUGGAAGUGUGUGAAAGGCGGUGGCAUGUUUCCUAGGCUAGUGAUGACGGCUGAUUCAGUGGAUUACAACAUAACAGAAAUAUAGCGGACGGCGUAACCUUUUCAGUAAGACCUUUAGCUGAACCUCCACCAGUAAGACAUUAUAAUAAAGACCAAUAAAUUAUAUAAAUGGUAAGAAAGAUUUGAGGCUUUAUAACUUUAUAAUUCUAUUAGUAUUAGGCUUAGGCUUAGGUUUUCUUUUCAUUUUGGGCUUUGCAGAGGCUAUAACUAACUACUAACUAUACAUUAUACUAUAAUAAUAAUAUAUUUUAAGUUUAUAGUACGAGUAUGAAUAAUGAUUUUUACUAACUUUAGUGGUUUUCUACUCAAACCAAUGAUUAAAAUUUAGGGACAAAUAUUGAAAUAAUCAAUUUAAUCAUCAUUCAUAUACUUCAGCCCCAUAUGAUAUUGAUAUAUAGAAUGCUAAUUAUUACUAAUUAGGCCUACUAUAUUUUAAUUUUAGGAUAAUAGUAAAUACUGUCUAAACUUGAACUUAAAAAGUAAACGGACAAGUUUCAACUUAAUUUCAUCCUAAUCAUCCUAAUCCUAUGCCUGUACUAUAACCUAUGAUUAUGAUCCUAAUACUAAUACUAUCAUUGAAUGAUAGUGAUAGUAUUAUUAGCAUGCCGCCUAUAUAAUUACUAACUAUAUGAAUAGUAUAAGUAUAUGGCAUGGACUAUGGAGUUUUCCUUUGAAUUAGUAAUAUUAUUAAAUUAUUAUUACUAAUUUGAAAUCAAAUUUUUAAAGUUAAUUUUAUAUAUAUAUCAUCAUAUAAUUUUUUUCAGUUGAAGAAGCUGAAACAUUCAGAUUUUUUUUUUUUUUCAUUUAUAAUGCUUCACCUCCUCCUGGUCAUCACAGAUAAUUUUUUUUUUACAUUGAUUUAAUUUAAAACAAUCUAAAUGGCUUCUAUUUAGCUGUACAUUUCUCUGAAUUUUUAAUUCUCAACAGAGGCUGGAAAAACAUUAAAACAAACCGAUCUCAGCCUUCAUCAUCAUAGCUGCCAAACAAACAUGUUGGAUGUGACACAGAGAGCUGAUGAGCUUUACACAGCUUAUAAAAUACAAGAACUGUAUGACUAUCUCACUCAGCACAAAGGUUAGAAAAUGUUAUUAAUUUUUUCAGCAAAGCUGCUAAAAAAUCAUUAACAUUUCUUUUUAUCUUUUUUUUUUCUCCACAACAUAAAGAUUUUGUUUAGUUUCAUAAGUGGAAAGAAUAUUGGCAGUCCAUUACUAAAAUGUUUAAAAUAUAUAAGUAAACUUUCCUGUUAGAGACUUGGGCAAUCCUCCGAAGUCUGGUCCCAAAUUAUUUCCAAUGAUUACUCCUUACUUAAAAGUCUUAGGCAUCAUUUUGUUUUGAAAUUCAUGUUUGUGGUAGUGGACGAUGUUGGAUGGAGGUUGUUGGCCGUCGAGAUGCACAAACACUUAAGCGCAUUAUCCCUAAUCAUGUGUUACCAGGGACAACUAUCGUUACGGACAAUAUCACCCACCUGUGAUUCACCAGAAAUCUUAUCAUCCACCUGUGAUCCAAUCUUAAAUGAACAAUUUGGUUGCAGCUUAGGCAAAAAAAAAAAAAAAUAAGAAUUGCAUUUUGUUUUCCUGUGUUCUGUGUUAUCAAAAGGGAUAAGCAAUUAGGAAAAAAAAAAUCUUUUAUAAGGUAAAGGCAGUGUCAUAACUAAAAAAAAAAUUUGGUUGCAGCUUAGGCAAAAAAAAAAAAUAAGAAUUGCAUUUUGUUUUCCUGUGUUCUGUGUUAUCAAAAGGGAUAAGCAAUUAGGAAAAAAAAAAUCUUUUAUCAGGUACAGGCAGUGUCAUAACUAAAAAAAGGUUUAGCUUUUUUUUUUCCAAAUAAAAUAGUUAAGUAUUUCACAUAAUAAAUUAAUUCCUGUGUAACACAACAGCAGCACUAAUAUAAUUAGGAUUAUAAGUAAUGUAUUUUUAAGUAAAUGUCCUAAAAAUCAGUUAAAUACAAGAAAAAGUUGGCUUAAAAAAAUCAUAGUGUGCCAUCUGGCUGCUGGCAGAAUUCUCACCCAGCAGACAGAAUAUGGCAGAAAUGAAAUGAGGAAGUUUGAAAAAUUGUUUGGAAAAUUCAGUCACAUGAUUUUAUAUUUCAAGUCCUUCUUUUAAAUUUAAUUUUUACAUGAAGCAAAAUAGUUUGGAUCAAGAAAUUAUAAAGGAUUUCAAAAUCAAAUGUGCACAAAAUAAAGUCUGUUACAUGCCACAGCUAUCCUAUAAUCUGCAGAAGUAAUGAAUGAUGAGAUUCAAUGGCGACUUGCCAGGGUGACACAUGACAGAGCAAAGCAUGAAAAGGACAAACACAGACGCCAAAACAGCAUGUUGGAGGCUUUCUCAUAUGCUGAAAAGGCCCUUGAGCUCAACCCAAACAGCCCUCACUGCCAUAGGGUAUGUCGUAAAUAUCAACCCUCAAUAUUAGUUUUAUUGCCCAAUUUACUACUUAAGAAAUUGUAUUAUACAGAUUUAUUGUGACCAUAUGUUGUUCUGAUCUUGAAGAAAAAAAGAAAAAAAAUUGAUAGCUAUCAACUGACUGACUUACAAGUACUUAUAUUCUAUAGAUAAUAAAAUGGGGGAUUAUUUGAUUCCCAGUUAUGCUAAAAGAAAAAUCUGUUAUUAAGCCAUCUUCGUCACAACUCACUUGAUAUUAAGAGAGUCAAAUAAUUUUUUUGGAACUUAAUACUGGAGUUUCUUACAAUUAUCAGUGUGUGGUUGCUGGAGUUACUAAGAAUACUUAGACCUGGUUAAAUUUGUUGCAGUGGUAUGGUGCAUUGCUACACUUCACUACAGAAGGUAUUGGUCUCAAGCACAAAAUACAAACCGCCUUUAAAGUCAGAGAACACUUCGAUGUAAGUCUUUAAUAUAAAAAAUGUAUCUAUAUCUUCAGGGAUUUCUAAACAUAUAAAAUUAAUCUAAUCUCAACUUCUGGCAAAUACUUUGUAUCAAAGUGAAACCACACAUUAUUUCAAAGGUCAUUGUAACAUGUUUUGCAAUAACAAAAACAUAUUUUUAAAAAUAAAAUACAUUUAAUGGGCUUAUUAUCAAAAAUAAUGUUACAUACAACUUGUUUUGCAACAUUUAUUGUAUUGAUAUAUUGAUAUUUUGCUGAAUGAAUAAUAUAACCAUGAUUUAUGUGUUGAUAAAAGUAGUCAAUGAAAUAAUCUAAAGAUUAAAUCAUCACUUCUUGACAGUUUUUAAGGUUACAAUUUUUGUCUUUGUCAAGCUGCGAUAGAGGCACAAUGCUAUAUAUUGGCAUAUUUGUUUGUUUGCAGAAAGCACUUGAACUAGAUCCAGAGGAUGCUAUUUCUCUCCAUUCUAUUGGUUAUUGGUGCUUUGUGUUUGCUGAGCGCCCGUGGUACCAAAGAAAGAUAGCGUCUGCUUUGUUUGAAGCUCUCCCUGAGACGACAUAUGACGAGGUAAACUUAGAUGAAACUGAUGUCAGACUGCUGGAGAUUUAAGCAUAACACCUACUUAUAUUAUUGUGUCUUCUUUUUGAGUAAAGUUUUAAUGAAAAUAUUUACAUGUUUAUUUCAGGCAUUGGAAUGGUUCAUGAAGGCAGAAAAAGGUAAACUAUUUUUAAUCUUGAAGGGGAGAUAAGCUUAGAUGUCAAUUGCUAAUUUUAAAAAUCUCUGACCUUUGUUGUCCAUUGCUUAUUAUAAUCUAAUGGCUAAAUCCCAUUUUUAAAAUUAGAUUAAUUUACAAUAAAAGAAUGGUAUUCAAUUACAAAUUAAGUGAGGAAAAAUAAGAAGGAUUUUUUUUCACAUUUUAGUCAGUGUGUAGAGAUUUAUAAAUAUGUACUUACUAAGUUAUGAAAAUCAAUCUCUCUUUUUUUCUAAAACAUUAAUUUUAUAUAUAAAAAAAAAAAUCUAAAACAUUUACCCUCCCCAUCCUUUCCCUCCCUCGUGCCCCCACAGUCAAGGAAAAUUUCAUGUGCACCAACAUACUCAUGAUUGGAAAAACUCACUUACGACUUCACAACAAAGAAAAGGCAGUUGAAUAUUUGCAGAAAACUCUAGACUUUCAGGUCAGGACCCCUGAUGAUGAGCAGGUAAAUCUUUAUUUGGUUUAUUAGUAAACUAUUUGAACAGUAAAUGUUAUAAUAGAUUUAAUUGUUGAAGAAAGAUUGUUUUGACCAAGACACCAUUAUAAAUAUCUAGAGAACUGGUAUCAAAUUUUAGUUAUAGAUAAGAUAUAGCCCCAAUACAGAAUACAGUUUUUUUGUUUUUUGGUGGGGAUGGGGGGGAGAGAAGGCUGUGUUCUUGGGUCCAUAGCAAUCAACACAUGAACCUUGAAAGUCCUAAAUACAAGUUGGGACAACAUCAUUUUGACACACCAUUCAAGAAGAGGUGAAAUAAUGACUAGUUUGAUUUGAUGGGUUGUGGUACAGGUACAACAAGAAAUACUGCAGUAUGAAUGUUAAAAAAAAAAUGUAUCCCUUAUUUAACACUGCUUAUUCCUAAAUGAGUUUGGUGAACUGACUUGAUCUUUCAGUCCCACAAGGAAGCUGUAGACAUGUUGAGGCACAUGGGUCACGGACAUCUACUCAAAAGUUGCUUGCACUCUGAUGAUGCCAGCUAGUCUGAAUCUAGUACAGAAGUACCUGUCUUCGUCUAGAAGUACUUCUCUCUGCAUUUAUCAACUUCAUCCAUCGCUGGAAACAAAUUUUUUGGUGGUACAGUAAAUCCCAGUGAUCUUCAUUAUUUAUUUAUUUUUUAAAUGUCUCUGUCUCCACAGAAUAUGAGUUUAUUAUUUUGGAACAGCUGGUUCCGCUGUCAUGCUCAGUCAGAGGUCCGUUUGGGUCAAAGUUCAUCUGAAAUUCACACAGACCAUCUAGACUGAGUUGCAGAUGAAAUCAUUUCUUGUUUUGGUUUUCUGAGACCAGUCAGGCCUUAAAACUGUUAUAAGGUUUAGAAAAACUGGCCUGGAAGA
Molecule: messenger RNA, 11405 nt
Organism: Lymnaea stagnalis (great pond snail)
Lineage: Eukaryota; Metazoa; Mollusca; Gastropoda; Lymnaeidae
Source: the annotation of a GenBank genome assembly